This is a messenger RNA of Carica papaya (papaya), 1943 nucleotides long. Its product is annotated as anthocyanidin 3-O-glucosyltransferase 2-like. Gene Ontology annotation, molecular function: UDP-glucosyltransferase activity. Lineage: Eukaryota; Viridiplantae; Streptophyta; Magnoliopsida; Brassicales; Caricaceae. The record is from RefSeq and is a predicted model, not a curated record.
AAUGGACGUGACUGGCACACCCUUUAGCAUGCAGACAAUUCUAAAAGAUGAUGUUUCAAUAUUUACAAAAGCAAGUACUGCCAUCCACCAAUUUCUCCCAUUCUUAUCUUCUACCGCACCCACUAGAAACCAAAUUCCAGAAUACAGAAAACACUUCACUGGAAAGGAGCUAGCUUUAGAGAGAAGAACGAUGAAGAUCGAGCUGGUGUUCAUCCCCAUGCCCGGCGUCGGCCAUAUGGUCUCAAUCGUCGAGAUUGCCAAACUCCUCUUGAACCGCGAUGAGCGACUUUCCAUCACUCUUAUCAUCAUGAAACCACAAUUCAAUGACUCAUCCAUUGACUUUUACAUCCAGUCAUUGAAUUCCUCCACCGUGACUGAUCGCAUCAGCUUCAUCUACCUCCCAGUUCUUGACCUCUCCAGUUCUGAAAACAAAACCGAAAGAAGAUCUCUCUUUUCUUACAUCGAAGCGCACAAACCAUCUGUCAAAGAAGCCGUCAGUAAUCUCGCUCUCUCCGGCUCGCAUCGUUUAGCCGGGUUCGUCAUCGACAUGUUCUGCACAUCCAUGAUUGACGUGGCAGACGAAUUCGGCGUGCCCAGCUACUUGUUUUACACGUCCAGCGCUUCUUAUCUCGCACUCGAGCUUCAUCUCCAAUCUCUCUACCAUGACCAUGGCGUGGACGUUACCGAGUUCAGAGACUCGGAUGCUGAGUUUCUAAUCCCGGGUUUUGUGAACCCCCUUCCUGCUAAGGCUGUCUUGCCCGGUGUCAUGUUAGACAAAUUUUAUCUCAAUCUUGUCAUGAAUAACGUUCGAAGGUACAAAAGAACCAAGGGGAUUAUCGUCAACUCGUUUAUGGAGUUAGAAUCUAAUGUGUUAAACUUAUUUUUUGAUAGCAAAUUCCCUUCUCUAUACCCAGUUGGACCCAUUCUCAAUCUCAAGGGAAACAGUCGUGAUUCGAAGAAGACUGAAACUGAGAAAUUUGAUGAUAUUAUAGCUUGGCUCGAUGAUCAACCUCCGACGUCAGUUGUGUUCCUGUGCUUCGGGAGUAUGGGAAGCUUUAGUGAGAAUCAAGUGAAAGAGAUAGCAGACGCGCUAGAAAAGAGUGGGCACCGGUUUCUAUGGUCCCUUCGUCAACAUCCGGGAAAGAGUAAGAUGUCGGUCCCCGGCGAGUACGAGAAUCCGGCGGAAGUUUUGCCGGAGGGAUUUUUAAAUCGGACGGCUAAGAUGGGGAAGAUCAUAGGAUGGGCGCCACAAGUGGACGUGCUGGGCCACCCAUCAAUCGGAGGGUUCGUGUCUCAUUGUGGAUGGAAUUCGACGCUGGAGAGCUUAUGGUUUGGAGUGCCCAUGGCGGCGUGGCCACUCUAUGCAGAGCAGCAAUUUAAUGCGUUUAUGGUGGUGGUUGAGUUGGGAGUGGCGACGGAGAUUAAGAUGGAUUACAGGAGAGAUUUUUUGGUGGGGGAAGAAGAGGAGAUCGUGAGUGCUGCAGUGAUAGAGAAAGGGAUUCGGUGUUUGAUGGAGCAGGAUAAUGAGAUGAGGAAGAAGGUGAUGUUACUGAGUGAAACGAGCAGGAAGGCUUUGAUGGACGGUGGAUCUUCCCACGCUGCAUUGGCCCAGUUUAUUCAAGACGUGAAGGACAACAUGCCGUCACGUGACAUGUAAUAUUUAAUUUAUUUUGAUUUUUAUAAUAUAAUAUUUAAAUAAUUAUAAAAGUUAAAAAAAAAAGAAAUUAAUUUUUGAAAGGAGAAAUUAAAAAUUCCAUGAUUUUUUUAUGUAACAAAAAUAAUUUUAGGACUAAAAUCAAAUUUGAAAUAAGUUCAAAGAGUGGAAUGAUAAGAAGGUAUGUAGGAGAUUUUGUAGAUAUAUAUCUUUAAAGUUGGCAUUUUGGUGUCAAAUAUUUAAAUAUAUACAUUUGUAGACAUAUAGCUCUAAUAAGUUCGAGGCAAAA